Messenger RNA from Bursaphelenchus xylophilus (pine wood nematode), 887 nucleotides. The record is from the annotation of a GenBank genome assembly. NCBI's taxonomy places the organism in Eukaryota, Metazoa, Nematoda, Chromadorea, Rhabditida, Aphelenchoididae.
AUGGCAGGUCCUACAUGGCUGUUUAACCUGGACCAAUUGCAAUCCACACCUUCAAGACAAGCCGGAAUGUCGGAGGCGGAGGAGAACCGACAGAGGCGGCAUGCCGUCAAGAUUAUCAUGGAUUUGGGACAGGAAAUGAAUAUGUAAGUGUCUAGUCUUUGUUUGUUGUUUCUUUUGUAGUUGUUCAUACAUGUAAUUAAAUUUAAGAAAAGUAUGCCCAACAAUAGCUACGGCCGCAGUUUUCUUUCAUCGAUUUUAUAUGUUUUCGUCUAUGAGUGAGUACAGAGCUGAGAAAAUUGCUCUUGCAUGUCUAUUCUUGGCUGGCAAAGUUGAAGAAACGCCGAAGAAAUGCAAGGAUCUUCUUCAAGUUGCUGCGGAGAAGUUUCCCGAUUACUAUGGUGAUGAUAUUCCGGUAAAUGAUUUUUUAGCUAUAAAAUAAAAUUUUCAGGGUGAUAUAUUCGCGGCCGAAACCGUGCUGUUACACACUUUGCGAUUUGAUAUUGAAGUCUUUCACCCAUACAGCAAGAUCAUCGAGUACGUUAGCAUAUUUGAGCUGGAGAAACAGGAUAAAAGUUUUUUGAGUACAACAGCUUGGACAUUCAUCAACGAUAGUUUCUGCACUUCCUUAUGUCUUAUGUGGGAACCUGAAGUAAGCCCUUAUACAUCGUUAGGAUUUAUUCUUUUAGUUAAUAGCCAUUGCUGCCAUCGAGAUGGCCGUUAUGAUGGGAAGACAUCAAAGAAAUCUGCAAGUUCACUACAAAGAACAGGACAAAUAUCAUCUUUGGUGGGAACACUUUGUUGGAAACCUUUCUCAAGAAACAGUCGAUCUCAUCUGUCAUCAACUACUGGAUUAUUACUGGUUAGUAGAGAACGAAGACGGAUCGUGA